This is a messenger RNA of Laetiporus sulphureus 93-53, 3168 nucleotides long. RefSeq lists its product as uncharacterized. The coding region runs from base 5 to 2860 and encodes 951 amino acids. Lineage: Eukaryota; Fungi; Basidiomycota; Agaricomycetes; Polyporales; Laetiporaceae. The transcript has 2 exons. The record is from RefSeq and is a predicted model, not a curated record.
CGCAAUGUUGCCACGGUCCAAGCUCACAAAGCGACUUGCCGCCGCCGCAAAAGUGAGGCAGUGUCGCCGCCUUUCCUCGUCCACGGCGGAGACAGGCGAGAUCAAGCCAAAGCAGGCCAAAACUGCCGACCAUGAGAUUCGCGAGAAGGCACGCCGUAUAAAAAAGGCAGAGCGAGAUGAGCGUAUGGAUAUCACCAUGUCCAUGACCCCGGUGAAAGAGUACAUGGGAGGUUUCACCCGUCCGCGAGACCUUCGCAUCUCGAACUGGUUCCCCGGCGGAGCCUACCUCGCCAAACGCAAGAAAUACGAGCCGCCUCCGCCAGAGGCGUACACCUCGCACACCGUCUUCCUGCUCGAGACUCGCUAUCCCGUUCGCCACGAGCUCGGUCGCAAGGACGCGAUCGAGCACUUUGUCGGCGUCUGCCGCACCGGCGACUUUCCCGCCGUCCUUCGCAAGAUGAACUCACUAAACAGCCCGAGCGAGGCGCGCCUCGCGAUGGACAAUGCUAUCUGGCCAUGGGUUCAUCCAAAGGCAAUCAAACGUCAGGUAUGGUUGGAGAAGGGCGAGACCCUCCAGGAGACACUUGCACGCCUCGAGAAGGAGGACGAGGCGGCUGUGCAGGCGAUGGUCGAAUGGGAGGAGAAAAGGGAGCGUGAGAGGCCGAUGGAGGAGGAGGAGGAGGAGCGACAGGCGCAGGAAGCGACAUCCUCGCGCUACCAGCGAAAUGGACUGCGCCAUCCUGAUGCACAGCGCUUCUUCAAGCGACAAGGCCAGGGCCGACAACCUGGGUCUCACGAGCUUGUCGCGACCGAGCUUCUCCAUCCAGAGGGCAGCGAUGGCCAGAUGUCUCAACGGCGCAUGUUCCACUUCUCCCUCCGGGCUGCCGCCGAUGAGCCCGGCUCGUUCGAGUCGCGGACGACGAUCCCCGGUUCGUCGUGGUCGCGUCCGCCAAAGCCGUCGCAGGACUCGGAUGAGUCGACGGUGCCGACCUACUACGUCGAGCGCAAGAAGCAGCGCGAAGCGAUCUCGGAACGCAAGGAGGAAGAGGGCGGGCUGAUGGCGGAACUCAGCGCGGGCAUCCUCAGCGACAAUGUCGCUGCGAAGACGCGCGCCCGCCCGGAGAAAAUCCCCGUCGAGGUUCGUGACCCCAAGGAGGGCAGCGUGCGCCAUCCGAGCGGGUUCGAGCCGCCAACGCCCGAGACGCACUUCCAUCCGGCGGCGGCGAAGGUAGCUACGGAGAAUCAUCCCAUCCUCGCAACCGUUAAGCAACUCUGGGACGAACGGCCGCCCAAUGCAGAAGCACUUGAUCACGAUGCGAACGUAGAAAGCGAGCUCGCUCGGAAGAAGACAGCCGUGGAUGUGGACGGCCCCGCCGCGGUCCUGAUGAGCAAGGUGCGCACAGAGCAGGGACCGGCAGGCACAUUCGACGCACUCUCGUCCUCGGGUGCUGACCUUCACGCAUCCUCCGCGGAAAUACAGCGGAGUAUUCCGACUCGACGGCGCAGACCAGAGCCGCACCCGGAGGACUUGGUGUCCCAAUUUUACAUCGAGCGCAAGCAGGAGGAGGGCGGGCUGAUGGCGGAGCUGGAUGCGGGCAUCCACGGUGAGGGGCUCGCGGCGGAGACUAAGGAGCGCGCGGAGAAGAUUCCGGUGGAGGUGCGCGACCCCCGAGAUGGGACGGUAAGGCAUCCGAGCGGGUUUAAGCCACCGACUCCGGAGACUCACUUCCAUCCGGCGUCGGCCAAGGUGCCGACGGAGGACCACCCGAUCGUCUCGACUGUGAAGGUGCCGUGGACGGAAGCGGGCGGUGCGGUGGCGAAAGGUGAGAAUGGGAACGAUAACGGUGCCGGAAUCAGCGGAGGAAGCGGGAGCGGUUCUGCUACACGAGGCCUGCACACAAGUGCGAUCGUCCGUGCGACGGAGGUGCAGGACGCGGAGCUUGGCUUCAUGUCGUCUGCUCUCGAGGAAGCGCCUGUGUCUGCCUCUGAGGCUGCAGUUUCGCCCAAGGUGCGAUCUCAUAAUCACGCGAGAGAAAUGAGGGAGAACGAUCUUGAGGAAGAUGACGAAUAUGAAGACGAAGAAGAAGACGUGAAUGCUGAGGUCGUAGAAGGCAGUCUCGACGAGCUCACGAAAACACUUCGUGGACGAUACUUGCCCACGCUUGCAGAGACGCCUUUCUGGCGACCGCUGCUCACGGUGACGCUUGGUACUCGGCCGCUUGCGACGACAUUGGUGCGGCUCUCGCGGGGAAUGCCUCGUGGGACACCAUUCUACGCGACGAUUGAGCCCGAGGAGCGAUUAGCUCUUCCGUCGUUCCCGUCGCGCAUGCGCAAUCUGCGUUUGAACCGUAUGGAGGGGCUCACGCUCGACAUUGCGCGCCUGCUCGCGGGCGAGCGUGGUGGUUUCCUUGGGUUCCGCUGGAACACGCAACAACGCGGACGCGGGAUCAACGGCGAACAGCUGGAGGAGCCUAUUCCGGAAGAGUUCCGCACGAUUCAGGUGGGUGUGGGCGAGUGGUACGAGCAUGCGGAGGACGUGAAGGAGCGUUUCAAGGAGGACGCAAAACAGGCUGGCGUAGAGGGCUCGAUGGAGGUAUUUGGGCUCGACGACCGUGGAGCAAGGACGGACGGCGUGCCGUGGCCGUCAUCGUCGCGUACUACGGAAGACUCGCGGCCGAUGACGUUGGAGCGGUUCGCGAAGAUGCAUGGGGUGACUUUCGAAGGCCUGAAGGGUAGGGAGUUUAAGAAUGCGCGUGAAGCAUUUGAACGCGAGCAUUUCGACGAGCUGGCGCAGGUAUAUGCGAAAGGCCACAGCACGGUCUUUGCGGUCAAGAGUUGGGUCGAAGAUCCGCAGAAUUGAUCAAUGGACACCAGGCGAGCCGCAUGGUCCCCUACAUGCACACAGCACCAUAUCAUGUACCUUCUAGCAUUAUAGUAUUCAAGCAUGCACGCAUUUGUCAUCUGUAUGUAGCAACAUCUCUGCUCAAUAUCUACAUGUUUUUUUUACAGUCGUAUCUUCUGUGCGCUUGCGCACGAUGUCUGCGUCGUUAUCUGUCUGCUUCUGGCACGGCGCUUGGUAGUCGUCGGCUGUCGUCUGUGUCGGGCCUGUCCACAGGGCGGAGCGAGCCCAUGAUUCCGCUAGGAUCAUUUUGAACACAUCGUGGCCAG